Messenger RNA from Episyrphus balteatus (marmalade hoverfly), 1297 nucleotides. RefSeq names its product zinc finger protein 37-like. Bases 522 to 1145 code for a protein of 207 amino acids. The record is from RefSeq and is a predicted model, not a curated record. Gene Ontology annotation, molecular function: RNA polymerase II cis-regulatory region sequence-specific DNA binding; DNA-binding transcription factor activity. The transcript has 3 exons. Gene Ontology annotation, biological process: regulation of transcription by RNA polymerase II. NCBI's taxonomy places the organism in Eukaryota, Metazoa, Arthropoda, Insecta, Diptera, Syrphidae.
AUUUUUUUACUCCGUAAAAUUCGAAAUAACUAAGUUAAUAAUGGAGGUAUUGAAUUAAAAAAAAGUGUUUUAUUGUAUUUAAAGGCAAGUCGAUUGACAUUAUUAAUUCAGAAAUUUACGAUCUUGGGUUACAAGGGGUUAAGGCUUGCCUCUUCGAUAUUGGUAGAUUCUCAUAUGCUUUUUGAAUUGUUUCUCAAGGCUUCUUUCUGCUCUUUAGUUGAUGAAAUCCAUUGCCAAUUACAAUAGAUUCUGAAAAAAAACUUUCCAUAAUCAUGUUCAUUCCCAUGUUUGAAACAAAGGAUUUAUAUAAUGGGAAAUUUUUAUCCACGAAAAAAUAAUUUUUUUUUUUUUAUUCAAAAAACAAAGACUACAACUGCAACAUCUGCUCUUGUGCUUUCGACACAAAAACGAGCCUUAAUAUUCAUAAUGCACAAACGCAUAAAAUUACCAAGACGGAUGAACCAAACGAACAAGAGGACAUAAAGUCUGAAGAUUGCCCACAAAUCGUACCUUCUAGUUCCAUGAGAAUUCAUUGCAUUCUUUGCGAAAAAACCUUCCCAACAAAAAUCGCUCUUAAGCAUCAUUCCAAUAUUCAAAGCUGCCAUUUAUGUGGGCAAUGCUACUUCAGACCAUCAGCCUUAAAACGACACAUUGAAUUCACACACAAGGUCGAAAGUAAUAAAUACGAAUGCAAAGAAUGUGGCCUAUUCUUUAAAAACCCAUCGAAUUUUAAGGAACAUAGCAGAAAACACGAUAAAAGUAUACAGUUUCCAUGUAGGCACUGUGAUCGAAAAUUUCUGCAAAAAAAGAAACUAGAACAUCAUAUUAUGCGGUUUCAUUUGAAUGAAUGUCCAUUUAAGUGCGACAUCUGUGGUAAGUGCUAUGUGACGAAAAGCAAUUUAACUGACCACAUUAGGUCGAAGCAUACCAAAACAACUUUCGAUUGCGAUAAAUGCAAGCGAAAAUUUGAAUCACAAUCAGGGCUUAGAGAGCAUAAGUAUACACAUGAUGGAUAUCCGUAUAAUUGUCCUUUGUGCAGUGUUGGAAUAACAUCAAGAUUCAAGAUGAAACAACACCUGAUGAGGAAGCACAAAGGCGCUCUAACGGAAGAAGAGUUCAAUAUUAUGUUUCCGAUUUGUAAAUAGAUUAAACCGAAAGAAAUAUAUUGCAUUUAUCAUUUCAAAAUUGGAGACUGCAUUAAUAAUAUUAAAAUAUUUAAAUGAAGGUAAAUUGAAAUAUGUAUAUGAAGAAUUUCAGGACAAAAUCCUAAAAAGUAUAUCUUGCCUAAAGUAAGGCA